GGUCAUUUCCAUUCAAUCAAAGGCCUCAUCGUCCCAGGGGGCCUUGAACCUGAACAAAACUUACGCCGUUGCCGCCACCUGCACUCUCCACUCUCGUAUGCUCGAUUGAGCGCUUAACCACCUUCAACAUGCUGUCAAGGACCACUGCGUCGUCGACGGCCUCGGCGAAGGCUCUCUCACGCGCAGCCCUACCGGCCUGCUCCAGACUCCCCCAGACGCCCGCAUCCCACCAGAGCCGAAAUUUCGCGACGGUCCAAGAAGGCGCCCCGAAACGAACCUAUGGCGGCCUUAAGGACCAAGAUCGAAUAUUCCAAAACUUAUACGGCCGCUUCCCCCCGGAUCUCAAGUCUGCGAAGAAGAUGGGGGAUUGGCACAAGACGAAGGAGAUCAUCCUUAAAGGCCACGAUUGGAUCAUCGACGAGGUCAAGGCAUCGGGUCUGCGCGGAAGAGGGGGGGCCGGCUUCCCCUCCGGCAUGAAAUGGUCGUUCAUGAACUUCAAAGGGUGGGAAAAGGACACAAAACCGAGGUAUCUCAUCGUCAAUGCCGACGAAGGCGAGCCCGGAACCUGCAAGGACCGAGAAAUCAUGCGAAAGGACCCUCAUAAGCUUGUCGAAGGAUGCUUAGUCGCCGGCCGAGCCAUGAAUGCUACCGCUGCCUAUAUUUAUAUCCGCGGCGAGUUCAUCUACGAAGCCUACGUCCUACAGAAGGCUAUCAACGAAGCGUACGCCGACGGAUUGAUCGGAAAGAAUGCCUGCGGCUCCGGCUACGAUUUCGACGUCUUCAUACACCGCGGAGCUGGUGCGUACGUCUGCGGCGAAGAGACGUCGUUGAUCGAGUCUCUCGAAGGCAAGCCCGGCAAACCGCGUUUAAAGCCGCCGUUCCCGGCUGCUGUAGGUGUCUUCGGUUGCCCGUCUACCGUCGCCAACGUCGAAACCGUUGCGGUAGCGCCGACGAUCUGCAGAAGAGGCAGCAGAUGGUUCGCCUCCUUCGGCAGGGAACGCAACCAGGGAACUAAGCUUUUCUGUAUUUCCGGCAACGUAAAUAACCCGGCCACGGUAGAGGAGGAGAUGAGCAUACCCCUGCGGGAGCUUAUCGAGAAGCACUGCGGCGGUGUCAAGGGGGGCUGGGAGAACCUGCUCGCCAUCAUCCCGGGUGGUUCCUCUACUCCCAUCCUCCCUAAGCACGUCUGCGACGACCAACUCAUGGACUUCGACGCGCUCAAAGACAGCCAAUCGGGUCUCGGUACUGCAGCUGUUAUCGUAUUAGACAAGUCGGCGGACGUCGUGCGAGCGAUCGCUCGAUUAAGCCACUUCUAUCGCCACGAGUCUUGCGGGCAAUGCACGCCAUGCCGGGAGGGCAGCAAGUGGACCGAGCAAAUAAUGAGCCGAUUUGAGAAGGGAAUUGGCCGUGAGCGUGAGAUAGACAUGCUGCAAGAGCUCACAAAACAGGUGGAAGGGCACACUAUCUGCGCUCUUGGCGAAGCGUUCGCCUGGCCCAUUCAGGGCCUCAUCCGCCAUUUCAGACCCGAGCUGGAAGCUAGGAUGCAGAAGUAUGCGGCGGCGAAUGGCGGCGCUAAGGCCCUGGCCGGAGGAUGGAGCCCGAAUUCCCGAGCAGAGGGCAAGCUUGUCUCCCCCGGGCAAUAGAUGUGAGGGUGUCGCCGAUUACACACGGAGCGAUGCCGUAACCCUGGGGACUAGGGGCUCGCCGGCACUGUACUCUACAAUUCCUUCUUUACCUUGUACAUACCCUUGCCAUCCGACCACAGUGCUGAAUACAAGGCCCUUCACAAUGAUUCCAGCUUCUACCUUGACUUUAUGGUCUCCAAAGUGUAAUAGUGUCUACGUUCCGGCGUCUCUUAUAC
Messenger RNA from Durotheca rogersii, 1861 nucleotides. Its product is annotated as NADH-ubiquinone oxidoreductase 51 kDa subunit mitochondrial precursor. The record is from RefSeq and is a predicted model, not a curated record. The coding region runs from base 129 to 1643 and encodes 504 amino acids. Gene Ontology annotation, molecular function: FMN binding; NADH dehydrogenase (ubiquinone) activity; NAD binding. The transcript is spliced from 3 exons. NCBI's taxonomy places the organism in Eukaryota, Fungi, Ascomycota, Sordariomycetes, Xylariales, Xylariaceae.